This is a messenger RNA of Strongylus vulgaris, 327 nucleotides long. Lineage: Eukaryota; Metazoa; Nematoda; Chromadorea; Rhabditida; Strongylidae. The record is from the annotation of a GenBank genome assembly.
AUGGGAAGCAGUCAACUGUCGAUGCUAACCUCAUUCAACACGUCUUCCGAGCCGCAAAAACGCGGAUACCAAGGCGCGAGCGCUACACGAGUUACUCCCUCCAUCGCACAACUCGUAUCUUACCGAACGGCGACCAACAUCAACACAUGCAAAUUCAUACUUGCACACCCAACGCCAUCGCUGAUUGGAAUGCGUUUAGAAAAUUUCACGAGUGAACGAAGUGGUUUUUUUGGUAACGCCGACGAUUUCCAGGUUCAACGACGAGUCGCAGCAUUUCCGACACCUUUUCACCCAAGGGCUGGCACGGGAAGUGGACCAUUCAUGUGA